This is a messenger RNA of Cryptomeria japonica (Japanese cedar), 3009 nucleotides long. Its product is annotated as lysine--tRNA ligase. Gene Ontology annotation, molecular function: tRNA binding; lysine-tRNA ligase activity; ATP binding. Lineage: Eukaryota; Viridiplantae; Streptophyta; Pinopsida; Cupressales; Cupressaceae. Gene Ontology annotation, biological process: lysyl-tRNA aminoacylation. Gene Ontology annotation, cellular component: cytosol; cytoplasm. The coding region runs from base 471 to 2291 and encodes 606 amino acids. The record is from RefSeq and is a predicted model, not a curated record. The transcript is spliced from 16 exons.
UUUACACCGAAAAAAAUACGUGCCGACUUGGCAGUAUAGUGGCGCUGGCGGAAGAAUGGCGGCAGGCUGGAGGCAGUGUAGUUAAGCCGAGAGGCAUUCCUCAUCUGCAGAUGGGUUGCAGAGCCUGUGUUAAAUUUAGCCUAAUAAUAGAAAAUCGCAGGAAGUCCAUUUCCAUUUGCAGCCGUCACAUUUUGCAUGGCAUCUCACCGGCGCACUCCAUUGCCACUCUCGGCCGUUACAUUUUGCAUGGCAUCUCACCGGCGCACUCCAUCUGUAAAAGAAAAACCGUGCAGUGAUUGCAGGGUAGUGGAGGAUUGGAGCUGGUGUUGGCGAUUGACACGUAGGUCUCAAAAUCUUCUUUUAAAUGUCUGUAACAGGUAAAAAAUCGAACUCUGUAUUUCUUUUCUACUGUUAGGUUUUCCAGAGGAAAGAACCAAAGCAACAAGAUAGAAACAACGGCAGAUUCAGCGAUGACCCAGCCACCCAUUUCACGGAUACAGCCGCAAGCAGAAGCUCCCAGCAAAAACGCUUUAAAGAGGGAAUUAAAACUAAAGCAGAAGGAGGAAGAGAGGCUCCAUAAGGAAGAGGAAAAGAAGAAGAAGGCUGCAUCUGCACACAGUGUGAAUGCACAGAAGCAUCAAGCCCUAGAUCACGAAGAGGAAGAUGUGGAUCCUAAGCAAUACCGUGAAAACAGAUUGAAAAUUUUGGCUGCGUUGAAAAGCACUGGAAAUAACCCUUAUCCACACAAGUUUUCUGCCACCUUAUCAAUUCCUGAUUUCAUAAAAGAGUACCAGAAUAUAAGAAAAGGACAGCAUCUUGAUAAUGAAGAAGUGUCUUUAGCUGGGAGAAUAAUGAGUAAGAGGAGCUCAGGAGCAAAGCUAAACUUUUAUGAUUUGCAUGCGGAUGGAGCAAGAGUUCAGGUUAUGGCUGACUUAAGGAAUUCAGCAAUGGAAGAGGCUGAAUUUGUUAAGCAUCAUGCUGGUGUAAAGCGUGGUGAUAUUGUUGGUAUUGGCGGCUUUCCAGGAAAAAGUAAAAUGGGUGAGCUUAGUAUAUUUCCAACGUCUUUCAUUGUUCUGUCACCUUGUUUACACAUGAUGCCAAGACAAAGAGCUCAGGAAAGUGAGGGAAAUAAAUUUAUUGGCAUAUUGGCUUCUGGUCAGACCAGAAACCCUGAAAAAUAUGUCCUGAAGGAUCAGGAAACAAGAUAUCGGCAACGCUAUCUAGAUUUGAUGGUUAAUUCAGAGGUUAGAAAUAUAUUCAUAACAAGAUCAAAGAUAAUAUCUUUUGUACGGCAGUUUCUUGGCAGGCUUAAGUUUCUGGAGGUGGAGACACCAAUGAUGAAUAUGAUAGCUGGUGGAGCUGCUGCAAGGCCGUUUGUUACUCACCAUAAUGAACUUAAUAUGAGGUUAUACAUGCGUAUUGCUCCAGAGCUUUACCUAAAACAACUUAUUGUGGGUGGCCUUGAUCGAGUAUAUGAAAUUGGAAAGCAAUUUCGGAACGAGGGCAUAGAUUUGACUCAUAACCCUGAGUUUACCACCUGUGAAUUUUACAUGGCUUAUGCUGACUAUAAUGACUUGAUGGAACUCACAGAGCAAAUGCUGUCUGGAAUGGUCAAGGAGUUAACUGGUGGCUAUAAAAUCAAAUAUCAUGCUAAUGGUGUGGAUAAGGAUCCCAUUGAAAUUGAUUUCACUCCUCCUUUCAGGAGGAUAGAUAUGAUCAAGGGGUUAGAAGAGGUUGCUGGUCUCAACAUUCCUAAAGACCUGUCGUCCGAGGAGGCAAAUAAGUAUCUGAUAGCUGCUUGUGAAAAGUUUGAUGUGAAAUGCCCCCCUCCACUAACAACGAGUCGUUUGCUUGACAAGCUUGUCGGGCAUUUCUUGGAGGAAAUGUGUGUGAAUCCUUCCUUCAUCAUAAACCAUCCCCGGAUAAUGAGCCCUCUCGCAAAGUGGCACAGAGAUCAACCAGAAUUGACGGAGCGAUUUGAACUCUUCGUGAAUAAGCAUGAGUUGUGCAACGCAUAUACUGAACUUAACGACCCUAUUGUCCAGCGUGAGCGCUUUGCAGAUCAGCUCAAGGACAGGCAAUCUGGUGAUGAUGAAGCAAUGGCCUUAGAUGAAACAUUUUGUACUGCAUUAGAGUAUGGGUUGCCACCAACAGGUGGAUGGGGAAUGGGGAUAGAUCGUCUUGCUAUGAUUUUGACAGACUCCCAGAAUAUUAAGGAAGUUCUUCUCUUCCCUGCAAUGAAACCUCAAGAAGAUUCUUCUUCUAAAUACAUCGAUCAAACUUGGUCUUGAGUAUUCAGUAUUUGUUUCUGGCUUUCAUAGCUGUCUGGCUUUCAUGGGAGCAACCUUAGUUGAUACUAAGUUUGAUGAUUUUGCAAAUCUCCUAAUCCAAGUGGAAAAGUUAAUCCACAUGGGUUUAAUCAAGUCUUCUAAACACCCAAGCAUUGGUGGCAAAGACAGGGAAUCUUGAUAAGAAGCAAAAGAAGAAAAAGAACAAACCAAAUCUUGCUGUCAAGGGGAAUCAUCUAAGGAGAAGCCUAAAUGUGCAUAAUACAAGAAAACAGGGCAUGAUGAAUGCUAAUGUUAUUUAAAAUAGAUUGAUGAGUUGAAGCAUCUUCUUAAGAAGAAUCAAAUCAAUUUGCCUUCAACUAUUCUUCUUCUUCUUCAUGAAGUGCCUAGAUCUUGGGUGGCUAUAAUCUUUAGCCAAUGUUACAUGGUAUAGAGCCUUCUUUACCAACUCUUAACAGAAACCAUAACUAAAAAACUAUAGAUGCCAGUUCGUUCAUGAUUCAAAGGGUUGGUUGUUGAGUGCACGUUUUUGGUCUGAAAGUGCCUCAAGCUAGUUGUGGUAUAAAACAUUGGAUGUCUAGCCUUUAAGUGUUGGAAUAAAUCUGUUAAAAUGUAGGAAUGAUAUUAUAGUUAUCACAUAUGAAUGUAUGAUAUUUUAACAAUGGUUAUAUAUUUCCUGACUUUAUUUGGCAAUAUGAAUUUAAUGAGGGUUUGAUGUAUA